Molecule: messenger RNA, 2677 nt
Organism: Trifolium pratense (red clover)
Lineage: Eukaryota; Viridiplantae; Streptophyta; Magnoliopsida; Fabales; Fabaceae
Product: F-box/LRR-repeat protein 4
Exons: 8
Coding region: 187-1731 (514 amino acids)
Biological process (GO): SCF-dependent proteasomal ubiquitin-dependent protein catabolic process
Cellular component (GO): SCF ubiquitin ligase complex
Molecular function (GO): protein binding
Source: RefSeq, a predicted model, not a curated record
GGUCUCACACAUAAAAUAAUGUUAACAAUAACCAUAGCCACAACACACCGUACGAUACGCAAGUGUCUCAUUUCAACAACCUUUGCUUCUUCUGUUUCUGUUCCUUCUGUUCUCAAUUUCAACAAAUCAAUUAAAAAAUUCACACUUUCAUUCUUCUAUUUCUCGUAGCAAAAUAGCGACGAUUCAAUGAAAGGUCACGAUUGGAUCAACACAUGUCUUCCCGACGAGUUAAUCGUCGAGAUCUUCCGCCGUCUCGAUUCCAAAUCAAGCCGCGACUCCUGUUCUCUCGUCUGCAACCGUUGGCUCCGUCUCGAACGCCACACUCGCUCCUCAAUCCGUAUCGGCGCAACCGGCUCACCUGACCUCUUCGUUCAGCUCCUCGCUUCUCGUUUCUCUAACGUCACCGCCGUUCACAUCGAUGAACGUCUCUCCGUUUCUCUCCCCGUUCAAUUGGGGAGAAGACGUGUUACCGGAGAGAAUUCUUCGCCGGCGUCGUUGUUGAAGCUUCAUUAUGGAUCUUCUUCUGAGGAGAGUGAUUGUGAUUCGUUAUGUUUGUCUGAUAAUGGAUUAUCUGCACUUGCGGAUGGAUUUCCUAAGCUUGAGAAAUUGAGAUUAAUUUGGUGUUCUAAUGUUACUAGUAAUGGAUUAUCAUCACUCGCUUCAAAAUGUGCUUUUUUGAAAGCCUUGGACUUGCAGGGUUGUUAUGUUGGAGAUCAAGGCUUAGCUGCUGUUGGACAGUGUUGCAAGCAACUUGAAGAUUUGAAUUUGCGUUUCUGUGAAGGCUUGACUGAUAUGGGUUUGGUUGAAUUAGCUUUAGGAGUGGGAAAGUCAUUAAAAUCUCUUGGUGUAGCGGCUUGUGCCAAAAUAACUGAUAUCUCAAUGGAAGCUGUAGCAUCACACUGUGGAUCCCUUGAGACCUUGUCUUUGGAUUCUGAGUUCAUCCACAAUCAAGGGGUGCUUGCUGUGGCUAAAGGAUGUCCACUUUUGAAAUCUCUAAAGCUGCAAUGUAUUAAUCUUACAGAUGAUGCUUUGAAAGCUGUAGGCGUUAGUUGUUUGUCUCUGGAGUUAUUGGCUCUAUAUAGUUUUCAGCGAUUUACUGAUAAGGGUUUGCGUGCUAUUGGGCAUGGUUGUAAGAAGUUAAAGAAUUUGACUUUAAGUGAUUGCUAUUUCCUAAGUGACAAGGGCUUGGAAGCAAUUGCUACUGGGUGUAAGGAACUUACUCAUCUCGAAGUCAAUGGAUGCCACAACAUUGGAACUUUGGGACUUCAAUCUGUUGGGAAAUCAUGCAAACAUCUCUCUGAGUUAGCAUUGCUUUACUGCCAAAGAAUCGGUGAUCUUGGGCUUCUUCAGGUUGGAAAGGGAUGUCAAUUCCUGCAAGCUCUUCACUUAGUAGAUUGCUCAAGCAUAGGAGAUGACGCCAUGUGUGGCAUAGCUGCUGGCUGCAGGAAUUUAAGGAAGCUUCAUAUCCGUCGUUGUUAUGAGAUUGGCAACAAGGGGAUCAUUGCUGUUGGCGAGAACUGCAAGUCCCUAAUUGAUCUUAGCAUUCGAUUCUGUGAUAGGGUGGGGGAUGGGGCCCUUAUUGCUAUAGCUGAGGGGUGUUCCCUUCAUUAUCUGAAUGUAAGUGGUUGCCAUCAAAUUGGAGACGCUGGACUGAUGGCCGUUGCAAGGGGUUCCCCUCAACUCUGUUAUCUGGAUGUGAGUGUACUGCAGGAUUUACUCUUCUCGCAUUAAAGAAAAUCCAUUCGAUAGAUACAUCCCCUGCAUUAUGAAUUAUGAUACCAAAAUUUUCUUUUAAGGCUUGUAUAUUAGCAUGGAUAUCGUCUGAAGUGAGGAAGAUUAGUAAUGUGGUAGAGAUAGUUUUUUGGAUUGUCUUGUUGAAAGCUCAUGUUCUAUCUAUAUAAUGAGCACAAGGUUGUACACAAGAAUAUCUGAUCUGGUCAAACUUAUAUGCUAUAAACCUAUGGAAGUCUUGCAAUUUUAUUGUUAUACUUUUCCUUUUCAUACAUUGCUCAAUAUAACUGCAGAAUUUGGGCGAUAUGGCUAUGGCUGAGUUGGGAGAAAACUGUCCAUUGCUUAAGGAAAUAGUACUUUCUCACUGCCGUCAAAUAACAGAUGUUGGUUUAGCCCAUCUUGUAAAAAGUUGCACCAUGCUAGAGUCAUGCCACAUGGUUUAUUGCUCAAGCAUAACUUCAGUUGGAGUGGCCACCGUGGUUUCUAGUUGUCCCAACAUAAAAAAGGUUCUUGUUGAGAAGUCGAAGGUUAGCCCGCGGACCAAGCGCCGGGCUGGCUCUGUCAUUUCAUACUUGUGCGUGGAUCUUUAGACUUCCCGUGUUACCAAAUAAUUAUGCAUAUCCUCAAGCUUUUUACAAUAUGGGGUGUGAAUAUAAAUAAAUUUGCAAGCUACAAAAAUGGAUACAAUGGUAGGAUACAUGACUGUAUAUGUUUUUCCACUCAAACAGAAGUUUUUGUUCCCUUAGUCAAUAAGGUCUUUCUGGUAAUAAUUAUCAUAUUUUAGCCUCAUGAACACUCCAGAUACCUUGUCGUAGGAGUGCCAAGAGGGUAGGAACCAAUAUGCUUAGUUAAAUGUGUUGUAAUUUAUGGAUAGAUAUAGUUGAAGUGGUAUUGUUGUAACACAACUUUGUUAAGACAAAUAAACAUUUGCUUUGAUUUGAUGUUA